AUCCUGGUGAUGGGAGCUCGUGAAGAUUGGUCGACGCCGCUCGAGUUGCCGAACUCCCGCCCCGUCCUUCUGCACUUGUCUCGCCGCCCUGCCGCACGACAAGAUGCUCAAGUUCCCUCCCCUAGUUCGGGAACGAUCUGUGAUGUCGCUCCGCGCCUUCUCCAAGAUGACCUGCUAUCGCGGAUUCAGUACGUUACCGGCGCGUCAUACUCCAUCAGCAGCCACUGCGGCAGCCACACCUAACAACAUUUCUACGACUGAAGAUGGAGCCGAUGACCUACCAGUCGUUAGCCUGGAUGAACGCAAGGUCGCAGUGGGGUGGGACACUAGAACCUGGUCUCGAUAUCACAACAUAUGGUUAAGAGACCAUUGUCGAUGUUCGGAAUGCUUCCAACCGAUAACGAAGCAGCGCCUGCUCAAUACAUUCGAGAUACCUCCUGACAUCACCCCAUCCCAGGCCGACGCUACUCCGGAAGGCCUGCAAGUAUCUUGGCCCUCCUCCAAACCUCACACUUCGUUCUACCCUUGGUCCUGGCUUCGAACCAAUUCAUAUGACCCGCCACUCGUCUCUCGACAACACAACGAAAAGAUCAUCUGGGGCUCAAGGAUACUGACCACUCCACCAACUGUAACAUAUGAAGAAGCUAUGGCCGCAGACGAUCGAGGCCUGCACAAAUGGCUUUCCUACGUCGACCAGUUCGGGUUUUGUUUCGUUCAAGGAGUGCCGCCAACGCCAGAGGCGACGGAGGAGUUGGCACAACGAAUCGGAUUCAUCAGGGAAACUCAGUACGGGAAAUUCUGGGACUUUACGUCAGACCUUGCCAAAGGAGACACGGCUUACACCACAUUGGGACUAGGAGCUCACACUGACAAUACAUACCUUACCGACCCGUCAGGCCUGCAGCUCUUCCAUCUCCUUUCUCAUACGGAGGGCACCGGCGGUUCCACACUUCUCGUUGACGGGUUCUACGUCGCGUCGAUCCUGAAGGAACUGCACCCCGAAGCGCACCAAAUUUUGUCCUCCACGCCGAUUCCUGCCCACGCCGCUGGAGAAGCCAACGAGUUCUAUCAGCCAUCGCCACCGUCGGGAUAUCCGGUGCUCAGCCACGAUUCUGUCACGGGUGAGCUGGUGCAAGUACGAUGGAACAACGACGACCGGAGCGUGAUGAACCAUCUGGACCCCUAUCUGGUCGAGGCGUGGUAUGAAGCGAUCCGGACAUGGCACAAACUACUGUCAAGCGCCGACUCGGAGUAUUGGGUGCAGCUGCAUCCUGGUACCGCCGUCAUCAUCGAUAAUCAUCGAGUAUUGCACGGACGAUCCUCCUUCACCGGCAAGCGCAGAAUGUGCGGUGCCUACAUCGGAGUCGAUGAAUAUCGAUCCAAGCUCGCUGUACUGCGCGAGAGAUUUACCUCAGACGGACGGAGUGUCUGGAGUGCAGGGCUGUAGUCUCCGAUAGGUUCCGAGUAAAUAACACAGC
Mycena citricolor is the source of this 1478-nucleotide messenger RNA. The record is from the annotation of a GenBank genome assembly. NCBI's taxonomy places the organism in Eukaryota, Fungi, Basidiomycota, Agaricomycetes, Agaricales, Mycenaceae.